GGCCUGUCUCCUGAAAUGAUGCAGCAAAUCAUAGAGUUUGCUUACGCCGGCUCUGUUUCUGUGACGGAGGAUAACGCACAGGAGCUGCUGCUCGCAGCCGAUCAGCUCAAUGUAAUGGACGUUGUAGAAGCCUGCUGCGACUUCCUGGGGGAGCAUCUCUGCCCAAAGAACUGCAUCGGCAUCUGGCAUCUCACCAACAUAUGCUUGUCCCCUGAACUUCAGUGCAAGGCCUACCGCUAUAUCAUUGAUCACUUUGAGGAGGUUGUUUCUUGCGAGGAGUUCUUUAAUUUUUCUGCGCAGGAACUCGCUGACAUCCUUGGUAGAGAUGAGCUCAAUGUGAAACAGGAGACUGCUGUGUUUGAGGCCAUCAUUCACUGGAUCGCCCACAUACCCGACGAACGAAAAGAACACAUAGGUGUACUCUUCCCUAAGGUCCGGCUGGCCUUGACAAAUGAAGACUAUAUCAGGAUGAAGGUGAUGUCCAAUGAGCUGGUGAAGAACAGCCCUGAGUGCAGUAACAUAGCCCAAGAUGUCCUUAAAAACAUAAACUUCACAAACAGCCGCUCGUUGUCUGGGGUCUGUAACCCUCUCGCCCGCCCUCGCCUGCCUAAUGCCAUCCUGUUGGCCGUUGGGGGCUGGAGUGGCGGUGAUCCCACUAAUGGCAUUGAGGCAUAUGAUAUUCGUGCUGACCGCUGGAUCAGUGUGACAAACAAUUGGGAGCGUCCUCGUGCCUAUCACGGCACUGCCUUCCUCAAUGGGUAUGUCUACUGUGUUGGUGGUUUUGACAGAGUGGAACAUUUCAACAGCGUGCGCAAGUUUGACCCAAGCACCUACACUUGGCAUGAUGUAGCACCCAUGCACUGUCGCCGCUGCUAUGUGAGCAUUACUGUGCUGAGUGGAUGCAUCUAUGCAAUGGGAGGUUUUGAUGGACACACACGACUCAGCACUGCAGAGCGCUACAAGCCCGAGACCAACCAGUGGAGUCUUAUUGCACCCAUGCAUGAGCAGAGGAGCGACUCCAGCAGCACAACACUCCGCAACAAGGUUUACAUUUGUGGUGGUUUCAAUGGGAAUGAGUGCCUGCAAACGUGUGAGUAUUAUAGCCCAGAGACCAACCAGUGGACAAUGAUCACCCCCAUGAACAGCCGGCGCAGCGGAAUUGGUGUCAUUGCAUAUGCAGACAAUGUCUAUGCUGUUGGUGGCUUUGAUGGCAAUACUCGUCUGCGCAGCGUUGAGGCUUACAAUCCCCAGACCAACACCUGGCACGCAGUGUCCUCCAUGUUAACCACCCGCAGCAACUUUGGCAUCGAAGUGAUCGAGGAUCAGCUCUUUGUUGUCGGGGGCUUCAACGGCUUCACCACCUCCUAUAACGUUGAGUACUACGACGCAACAACUAAUGAGUGGUCUGAGGCCUGUGACAUGGAGAUUUUCCGCAGUGCCCUGAGCUGCUGCGUAGUGUUUGGGCUUCCAAACAUGGCCAAGUACACUAUCCCUCGUGACGCCCUGCCGUUUUUACAUUUGGAGGAUGAGUCGGUGAACUCAGGGGACUCCAUCUAA
This is a messenger RNA of Dicentrarchus labrax (European seabass), 1557 nucleotides long. It is a transcript of the gene klhl10a, whose product is annotated as kelch-like family member 10a. The record is from RefSeq and is a predicted model, not a curated record. Gene Ontology annotation, molecular function: protein binding. Lineage: Eukaryota; Metazoa; Chordata; Actinopteri; Moronidae. The transcript has 4 exons. Bases 16 to 1557 code for a protein of 513 amino acids.